Molecule: messenger RNA, 408 nt
Organism: Cryptotermes secundus
Lineage: Eukaryota; Metazoa; Arthropoda; Insecta; Blattodea; Kalotermitidae
Product: cuticle protein 2-like
Exons: 2
Coding region: 19-408 (129 amino acids)
Source: RefSeq, a predicted model, not a curated record
GCGGGUUGUAUAAACGCCAUGCAGAAGGUGAAGAAGGUGUGUCUGAGGACAAAGCCGACGUUCUUCUGCCUGGUGGCUAUCAGUACGGUGUACGCCCGUCCCGGAUACUACGGCUACCCUUACGCUGCCGGAGUUCCCCACGCCGCACCCCUGCCCGUCCGUGACACACCGGAAGUGGCCGCCGCUAAAGCUGCCCACUUCGCAGCUUACAACGCUGCUGCAGCAGCUGCGGCAGCUGCACCAGACACGGGUGCUUAUGGCGGCCAUUAUGGUGGGCACUAUACCGGCCCGCUUGCAGGGGUUCCGGUCAUCGUGAACGGCGUCCCUGCUGACACUCCCGAGGUCGCUGCGGCCAAGGCUGCCCACUUCGCCGCUCAUGCGCAUGCCCGAGGGCAUUACUAUGGUUAA